Messenger RNA from Mucor mucedo, 1169 nucleotides. Its product is annotated as fatty acid hydroxylase superfamily-domain-containing protein. The coding region runs from base 139 to 1035 and encodes 298 amino acids. The transcript has 4 exons. The record is from RefSeq and is a predicted model, not a curated record. Lineage: Eukaryota; Fungi; Mucoromycota; Mucoromycetes; Mucorales; Mucoraceae. Gene Ontology annotation, biological process: lipid biosynthetic process. Gene Ontology annotation, molecular function: oxidoreductase activity; iron ion binding.
CCUUUCUUCCCCUUUUGUUAUAUACCUAAAAUAUAUAUAUAAAAAAAAAAAAAAAAAAAUUAACGCGGGUUGUGGGGUUAUUGUCGACAUAGAGAAGAAAAAUCAAAAUUAGAAAAAAAAAAAAAAGAUAAAUAGACGAUGAAUGCUACACUGCAGUUUAUGAAUAAUAGCUUUGACUCAUUAAAGAAGAAGGAUCCUUUCUCUGAUGAGAUUCUUGCGUUAUGGGUGCCAGUGGCUUCAUAUUGGCUAUUUUCUACCUUCUUUCAUUUGCUCACUAAAGCCAACAUACCUUACUUUGAACAAUACCGAAUUCACUCGAUAGGAGAUAUGCAAAAGAGAAAUAAAGUAAGUAUGGCUCGAGUACUCAGUAUGGUGGCCUUACAACAACUCAUUCAAGUCGUGCUUGGCAUAUUGGUACUACACCCUCUAGACCCAGUCUCUUACGCUAUCAGGGAAGAAAACACUAUCAACUCUAUCACUGCCUUCUUUUUCAAUCACUACCAUUCCAUACAUUUCGCUCAUAUUCUCGCCAAAUAUAUUUAUUUCGUCCUUUUACCAUGUCUGCAGUUCCUAUCCGCCAUGUUUAUCAUGGAUGCUCAUCAGUACUUCUUUCACCGUCUGUUCCAUAUGAACAAAUUCCUGUAUAAACAUGUACAUUCUCAUCACCACCGUCUCUAUGUGCCCUAUGCCUUUGGAGCACUCUAUAAUCAUCCCAUAGAGGGAUUCUUUAUGGAUUCACUUGGAGCUGCUAUUGCCAUCGAAGUGACAAGAAUGACACCUCACAUGAGUAUGCUCUUCUUUACCUUUUCCACUAUUAAAACAGUCGAUGAUCAUUGUGGCUAUGCACUUCCAUGGGACCCACUACAAUUCCUUUUCGGAAACAAUGUCCAAUAUCAUGACAUUCAUCAUCAAUCGUACGGCGUCAAGAGGAAUUUCAGUCAACCAUUUUUCACUAUUUGGGAUAAAUUACUAGGCACAGAAAUGAGUAUCAAGGAAGCCGAAAAGAGAGGAGGAUUCAAAAAGAAUACCACAUAAUUUCCCUUUUUUUUUAUUUAAUAUUUACUGUUUUACCCUUAUUUACCACACCACCAAUUAUUAUUAUUAAUUUUUUUUUUAUUUUUUUUUUUUAAUACACCCAUACCAACUUUUUAUAAUGCUAAAACUAAAAA